Messenger RNA from Oppiella nova, 969 nucleotides. NCBI's taxonomy places the organism in Eukaryota, Metazoa, Arthropoda, Arachnida, Sarcoptiformes, Oppiidae. The record is from the annotation of a GenBank genome assembly.
GAAAUGUCGACACAAGUAGUUAGUAUCCAUGAAAUGAAGUCAUUCAUCAUUCGUGCUAUGGUUGCAGCGGGUGGCAGGAGUGAUCAUGGUCAUAAAUUAGCUGAAUUACUUGUAACUGCUGAUCAUCGUGGACAUUUUAGUCAUGGACUCAAUAGACUAGAGCUCUAUGUAUAUGAAAUGAAGUCUAAGAUAACCAGACCUACUGGUGCGCCCAUAAUAUUGAACGAGAGCACAGCCACGGCAUGGGUGGACGGACACAAUUUGUUGGGUCCAGUGGUCGGUAUGUAUUGCAUGGAACUGGCCAUCAAAAAGGCUAAAGAAGCCGGUAUUGGAUUUGUUUGUGUCAAAGGGAGUAAUCACUAUGGUAUAGCCGGGUAUUAUAGUAUGAUGGCUUUGCAACAUAAAUUACUUGGGAUGUCAUUCACAAACGCCACACCUAUCGUAGUGCCCACUCGGGCCCAGAACCCAUCGAUCGGCACAAACCCCCUGUCAUUGGCGGCACCGGCUCUUAACGGCGACAGUUUUGUGCUGGACAUGGCUACCACUGCGGUGGCCAAGGGCAAAUUGGAAAUGGCUGACCGCAAAAAUAUGCCCUUUCCUGAGGGUUGGGCUAUUGAUAAAAGUGGACAGCCGCUCAAAACAAUGGAUGACUUUCACGCCCUGUUACCAUUAGGUGGUUAUAAAGGGUAUGGUCUAUCAAUGAUGGUAGAGAUAUUAUGUGGUAUAUUAAGUGGAGGUCUAUACGGGCCCACCAUCAAUGAACAUAAAACAACAUUCGACCCAAUGAACCUGAGUCACUGUUUUAUAGCCAUAAACCCGGAGUGUUUUGCACCGGGAUUUGCUGUGCGAAUGCAAGACCUUAUGGACUCGUGUCGCAGUCAAGUGCCAGCCAGUGGUCAGUCCAGUGUUAUGGUGGCCGGGGAUCCCGAGAGGGAACACAUGAAACUGUGUGACUCCUUGGGUGGUAUA